GGGCGGAGUGGGGCGUCACGUGAUGCCGGCGCGAGCUGGGUGCAUCCGGGCUCCCGUGCGGCCUCGCCUGUGGCAGCGCGGGGCGGCUCGGGGUGCUGGGCCCUGGGGGGAAGGGAGGGAAGGGGGCGGGCAGAGUAGAGGCCGGCAGCAGCCCGGAGGCUGUCGGCCGAGGGGAGGCUGUGCUUGCCGCCGGAGCGUGCCGGGGAUCCCCGCAGAGGUAGGACCGGCGCCUGCGGUUGGCUCCCCGGUUGCGGGGCGAGGUGCGUGCGGUGACAACGCCUGCCAAGCAUGGCGAGCUACCUGCCUCCCUGCGUGGUGGACUGUGGCACCGGGUAUACCAAGCUUGGCUAUGCAGGCAACACUGAACCCCAAUUCAUUAUACCAUCAUGUAUUGCUAUCAGAGAGUCAGCAAAAGUAGUUGACCAGGCCCAAAGGAGGGUACUGAGGGGAGUUGAUGACCUUGACUUUUUCAUAGGAGAUGAAGCCAUAGAUAAACCUACAUAUGCUACAAAGUGGCCUAUAAGACAUGGUAUAAUUGAAGAUUGGGAUCUUAUGGAAAGAUUCAUGGAACAAGUAAUUUUUAAAUAUCUUCGAGCUGAACCUGAAGAUCACUAUUUUUUAAUGACAGAACCUCCACUGAACACACCAGAAAAUAGAGAGUACCUUGCAGAAAUCAUGUUUGAAUCAUUUAAUGUGCCAGGACUCUACAUUGCAGUUCAGGCAGUAUUAGCUUUAGCAGCAUCUUGGACAUCUCGGCAAGUUGGUGAACGCACCUUGACAGGAAUAGUCAUUGACAGUGGGGAUGGAGUAACCCAUGUCAUCCCAGUGGCAGAAGGUUAUGUAAUUGGAAGCUGCAUCAAACACAUCCCUAUUGCAGGUAGAGAUAUUACAUAUUUCAUUCAACAGCUCCUAAGGGAGAGGGAGGUGGGAAUUCCUCCUGAGCAAUCGCUGGAGACAGCAAAAGCCAUUAAGGAGAAGUACUGUUAUAUUUGCCCUGACAUAGUUAAAGAAUUUGCGAAGUAUGAUGUAGACUCACGUAAAUGGAUCAAACAGUACACCGGCAUCAAUGCAAUCAACCAGAAGAAGUUCAUUAUAGAUGUUGGUUAUGAAAGGUUUCUUGGACCUGAAAUUUUCUUUCAUCCGGAGUUUGCUAAUCCAGAUUUCAUGGAGUCCAUUUCAGAUGUAGUUGAUGAAGUUAUUCAGAAUUGCCCCAUUGAUGUUCGUCGUCCACUGUAUAAGAAUGUUGUUCUUUCAGGAGGAUCCACAAUGUUCAGAGACUUUGGACGUCGACUACAGAGAGAUUUGAAAAGAGUGGUGGAUGCCAGAUUGAAACUUAGUGAGGAGCUCAGUGGUGGAAGGAUAAAGCCUAAGCCUGUAGAAGUUCAAGUUAUAACACACCAUAUGCAGCGCUAUGCUGUAUGGUUUGGAGGCUCCAUGCUUGCAUCAACUCCGGAGUUCUUUCAAGUUUGCCACACCAAGAAGGACUAUGAGGAAUAUGGCCCUAGCAUUUGUCGUCACAAUCCUGUCUUUGGAGUUAUGUCAUAGUGUUUGCCUUUUGAAAAAAGUGAUUCAGGUAGUCUCUUGUAGGUCAAGAAGUGUCCUUUGAAAGCAAAGAAGAUACAAGUUGCUGUAAAUAGUGAUAUGGUCAAAUGUUGAUGUCCAUAAGCUUUGGGCGUGCUUGGAUCACAAAGUUGAUGAAGCACUACAUGCAAUCCAGAACCAUUUCAAGGAAAGCCAUUUAUGUCCUGACUGUUUUAAGCCUACCCAUUCCUUCCUUCCUAAAUGUGGGCUUCUAGUUAAAAGGCAAAUCUCAGUUUCUGAGAAAAUAUAAACAUCGUUUAAAAUAAUUAUUAGAAGAAAUGAGAUACUGGCAGUCUUGUCUCCCCUAGAAAGGAAAUGGGGAUCUAAACCUUUUCUCCCCCACCCUAUUUUUGUAAAUAAAAUACAAAUGCAAAUUGAUGUUUAUAUUUCAUAUCAUUUUGUAUUUUAUGGUAUUUGGUACAACUGGAUGAUGAGUUAUAAGCACGAGUCCAUGUCGCUGUCAUGGAGUUCUGUUCUAAAGAGUUUUUCAUUGUAAGGCAUGUGCCAGUGUGUUUGUGGGCAGAAAGACAAAACUGGACAAAAAUGUUUGCCACACAUCUGCUAGAGGAUAUACUGAUUUGUUUGGAGUAACACGAAAUUGAAAAACCUAACAGUGUUGUACAAGAGUUAUUACAACUGAUAUUUAUUUUAGUUUUCUUGUUUGAAAUUUCUGAAGCUGUUUUAUAGAAGACAACAUUUUGGUGUUGGUGAGUGGUGGAUGAAUACUACCUUGCACUAUUGUAAUAAAAGCUGUUAACAUCUUUACAAA
Molecule: messenger RNA, 2350 nt
Organism: Trichosurus vulpecula (common brushtail)
Lineage: Eukaryota; Metazoa; Chordata; Mammalia; Diprotodontia; Phalangeridae
Gene: ACTR3B
Product: actin related protein 3B
Exons: 12
Coding region: 289-1545 (418 amino acids)
Cellular component (GO): actin cortical patch
Molecular function (GO): actin filament binding
Source: RefSeq, a predicted model, not a curated record